Molecule: messenger RNA, 525 nt
Organism: Mya arenaria
Lineage: Eukaryota; Metazoa; Mollusca; Bivalvia; Myida; Myidae
Product: neurogenin-1-like
Exons: 1
Coding region: 1-525 (174 amino acids)
Molecular function (GO): protein dimerization activity
Source: RefSeq, a predicted model, not a curated record
AUGGAUAAAUCACAAAGUUCAGUGUACGCGAUGACUCUCCCACAAAGAACAAUGCAUUCGGAUGUACAUACAUAUUUCUGCAUUCCAACGAUUGCUCAUGUGAAUGACGAUACCGCGUCGCUAGGCUCGUGCGCGAUGACGGAAAGUGACGUGACUCCAGAAGUGACACCAAACACGCCAGUCAGUCCAGCGUCAAACUCGAACGCGCAACAUUUCACGUUCACAGACAUUGCCAAACUAACAGGUGAACAAUCAAAUAUCAAAGUGACAUCAUUGGAAAAACAUAAUAAAAGCCGCAUUUUUCCAAAUCGAAGGAGACGCCAUGAAGCUCCGACGAAAGACGUAAUGCGAAAAAGAAGAGUUGCUGCGAACGAGCGCGAACGACGGAGGAUGGAGAGUUUGAACGUCGCUUUUGAUAAACUGAGAGAUGUGGUUCCUUCGUAUAAUGAUGACACAAAACUGUCAAAAUAUGAGACUCUUCAAAUGGCUCAAUCGUAUAUUGCUGCGUUAAAAGAUCUUUUGUGA